This is a messenger RNA of Metopolophium dirhodum (rose-grain aphid), 886 nucleotides long. Its product is annotated as transcription initiation factor TFIID subunit 9-like. Gene Ontology annotation, biological process: DNA-templated transcription initiation; RNA polymerase II preinitiation complex assembly. NCBI's taxonomy places the organism in Eukaryota, Metazoa, Arthropoda, Insecta, Hemiptera, Aphididae. Gene Ontology annotation, molecular function: RNA polymerase II general transcription initiation factor activity; transcription coactivator activity; protein heterodimerization activity. The transcript is spliced from 4 exons. Gene Ontology annotation, cellular component: SAGA complex; transcription factor TFIID complex. Bases 39 to 524 code for a protein of 161 amino acids. The record is from RefSeq and is a predicted model, not a curated record.
AUAAUUUAUAAAAAUUUAUAGAAAUCUGUCUUGGUAAAAUGGCGUCUUCACAAGGAAAACAUAUGCCCAAAGACACUCAAAUUAUUGUGUCGAUUAUGAAAGAUUUAGGUAUUGUUGAUUUUGAACCACAAGUUUUAAAUCAUCUCUUGGAGUUAAACCACAGAUACACAACGCUACUGUUGGACGAUGCUAAGACAUUUUCAAACUUUGCGAAAAAGAAGAGUGUUGAUGCCGACGAUGUGAAAGUAGCAAUACAAUUGGCACAAGAUGGAAUAUUUUGUCGACCUCCUCCACGCGAUAUGCUAAUGACAGCAAGUCGUGAAGUAAACAAAAUCCCAUUACCUCCAGUAAGGCCUGCUAGUGGACUGCGAGUUCCUCAGGAUCGUUCAACUUUCUUACAAACAAACUACAGGCUUAAAAAUGAUUUGUAUUCUGGAGGAAAUAUGCGUAAGGACACUAAAACAACAGCUGCAGAAAUGUUGGAGGCGUCUAGAAAAUUACAAUCCGAAGAUAAUCCUUUCUAAUUAAUUUUAUUUAAGAGGAAAUUAUAUGGACAUUUAUUGUAUAUGUCUUACAUGAAAAUGUUACACUUAGCAGAUCCUGUUUAGCCCUGUUUAUAUAAAAAUUAGAGUGUAUUUACCUCUUAUAAAAUUUGUUAGAUUUUAUCUAGGACACCUACAUAGGGUUUUUAUGUUAUAUAAAUUUAUUAAAUUAUAAUAUAUAUAUUUUAUUAUAUUUUAAUUUAAAAGCGAGUUCUAAGUAUUUUAAAACUUGUACGUCAUAAAAUUCUCAUAAUUAGCUUUAAAAUUAAAAUAUAAUAAAAAGCCUACGGUUGCCCUAGAUAAUAAUCUUACUUUUACAUUUUAAAACAGGUUGAAUCACUCGA